Messenger RNA from Trypanosoma cruzi, 1305 nucleotides. RefSeq names its product surface protease GP63, putative. Gene Ontology annotation, cellular component: cytoplasm; membrane. The record is from RefSeq and is a predicted model, not a curated record. The annotation marks the transcript as partial. The transcript has a single exon. Gene Ontology annotation, biological process: cell adhesion; proteolysis. Gene Ontology annotation, molecular function: metalloendopeptidase activity. NCBI's taxonomy places the organism in Eukaryota, Euglenozoa, Kinetoplastea, Trypanosomatida, Trypanosomatidae.
AUGUGCCAGCCACGCCACACCGCGCCGCCGCUGCUGCUGCUGCCGUGGCUCAUCAUGGUGGUGUGUUGCGCCGGUGUUUGCGUUGCCGCCGAUCGCGCCGUGAAGCACCGCUGUGGGUUUGACGCGAUGAUGAAGAAAUACGGCCGGCUGCCGACUGCGGUGGUGCGUGAGGUGCCGCGCCGGGGACAGGGCGCCGUGCAGGCGUACACUGCCGCCAGCGAGGAUGGGGACGAUGGCUGGGCUCCGAUCCGCAUCAAGGUGUCCGCGGAGGACAUGCACAAUCCGUUGAGGCACUGCACUGCGGCGGGGGAUCUGCGCAUUGACCACAAUGGCCGCGCAAUAACAUGCGAGGCGGACGACGUGUUGACGGAGGAGAGGAGGAGCAUUAUUUUGAGGCAAAUUCUCCCCGCCGCCAUUCAACUGCACGCGGAGCGUCUCUCCGUGAGGCCCGUGACGGGUCCCAUCGUUAUUCCACAAACCGGUCUGGGGAUGUGCGAUAAAUUCACCAUCCCUCGCAGACACCGCACGGUGGGUGUGGCUGGCACCGACAUGAUUCUCUACGCCAAUAUUUUUCCGACUUCUGGUCCAGCCGCAUGGGCGGCUCUGUGCUUCAUGCUGGAUGAUGGCCGUCCAGUUGUUGCUGCCGUGAACUUUGACCCGAGGCGAGUAGCGGCGACAAAUGGAUACGUGCGUAUAGCAGCCCACGAGUUGGGGCAUGCUCUUGGGUUUUCUGUUGAUUUUUUUGUGAUGUUACAUAUGAUUUCCGAGGUCUUGAACGUGCGCGGGAGUUCCAAGGUGUCGGUGAUUUCAACACCGAAGACGAAGGCAAUGGCGCGUCAGUACCACAACUGCCCCACGCUUGAGGGCAUUGAGCUGGAGGACGAGGGUGGUCCUGCAACUGCACUUUCGCAUUGGAAGAAACGCAGCAUGAGGGACGAGCUGAUGACUAGUGAUCUGAGGGUUGGGCUGUACUCGGCACUGACGCUUGCAGCAUUUGAGGACAUGGGUUUUUAUUUGGCAAACUACAGCGCGGCUGAGAUGUUGUGGUGGGGCAACAACUCUGGCUGUGGGCUGCUGGAAAAGAAGUGCUUGACCGACGGCAUCAGCGAAUACCCUGAUCUGUUCUGCAACCAGUUCUCGCGUGCCGGAUAUAAGCUCUGCACGUACGACCGUCUGUCUCUGGGGCGCUGUAAGCUGAAGAGGCACGAGGAAGCCCUCCCAGAGGAGUAUCGGUACUUUGCUGAUCCCCGGGUUGGCGGUGAUGACCUCUACAUGAGCAGAUGCCCGUAUGUCAAGACAUAUCUA